Blumeria graminis f. sp. triticale is the source of this 201-nucleotide messenger RNA. NCBI's taxonomy places the organism in Eukaryota, Fungi, Ascomycota, Leotiomycetes, Helotiales, Erysiphaceae. The record is from the annotation of a GenBank genome assembly.
AUGCGCUAUCUGCGUUACAAGAGAAACUGGUCUAAACCUUUCUCCUUGUCUCUUCCUUGCCUCUUCCUAUCCACUCCUACCAUCUCCCCCUGCAGAAAAUUCUUUUUCCUUUUCGAGCCUUCUCGUGAUGCUUUCUUCUCUCUGGCCAACUUGCCUGGCCUCAACGAUAGUUCAGCUUUCAAAGACAAACACUGCCAUUGA